GAUAACGAGAGAUUGAGCCAAUCAAACAUGUUCAGCCGAGAAUAUAAGCAAUCGACAUUAAAAAGGAUGAUCAUUCUUGAAGGCAGCACUGAUGAACUCAUCAGGCGUUUUCGUCUCUGACAUUUUAAUACUUUUCAGCAUCACUUGUUCUUUUUGAUAUCGUAAUGAAGUUCGACGACAUUUUAGCAACUGUUGGCGAGUUUGGAAGGUAUCAGCACCGUCUAUACCUUAUUCUUGAUGUUUUCAAGUUUACGAUUUCCUGGGCUGAAUUCAUUCAUAUCUUCAUCGAAGCCCCCGUUGACCAUUGACUCCCGAGCUGGACUCGUUGUGUGAGAAAAAUGGCAUGUUAACUGAUACCGAGGCGUGUGUGCUGGCACAGAAAGAAAGAAGUAUCCCGUCAAACCAUACCCCUGAUGGGAAGCUGGUCUACGCACAAUGUGAGAAAUACAACAUGUCGGGAGUGGGAUUCUGGCCCGUGACCGAUCAAAGCAAUUACAGCAGCGAGACGAUGUAUUGUGACAGUGGCUGGGUCUACAAUGACAGCCAAUACCAGACGACAACAGUAACUGAUUUUGAUCUGGUAUGCGACGAUGACAAUCUCACUGAAAUGUCCCAAUCUAUUUUUUACCUGGGAAUUGUAGCUGGUUCUAUUUUCUUUGGCGUCCUUUCGGACAGAUUUGGACGAUGGUUGGCGUUGUUCAUCGGUAAUAUUAUAUCACUUGUUUCCGGUGUAGCUCUUGCCUUUUCACCAACCUGGUUCUUCUUUGCUAUUAUGCGUUUCUUCAUGGGGUUUGGUAACACUGCACUGAACACAGUACUGUAUAUUAUAGGUAUUGAGUAUAUUGGGCCAUCGAAGAGGAACGUUAUAAUUCUAGCAUCUAUCAGCUAUGCACUUGGAUACCUGUUACUAACACUCCCGGCAUACUACAUCAGAUCCUGGCGGACCUUACAGCUUGUCAUGACUGCACCCAUUUCCAUCCUUUUUAUAUUCUUCAUAUGGCUGCCGGAGUCACCGAGAUGGUUAAUAUCAAUGGGUCAAUACGAGAAGGCGGAGAGGGUCAUAAAGAGGUUUGCCAAAGUCAAUAAGGUGGAUUUACCGAAGCCUGUCUUUAGCAAAGACUUCAUCGAGGAACAAGAUAAAAUUCGCAAGGCGCGGAAACCCAAUGGUCUCGACUUAAUCAGAACACCUAGGAUGAGACUACGUACAAUCAACCUUGUUUGUAUAUGGAUGGUGAAUUCGUUGGUAUAUCACGGCCUUUCGCUCAACAGUUCAAACCUUGGUAUUGAUCUCUAUCUCGCUUUUGCUCUCUCGGCUGCAGUUGAAAUCCCAGCCUACAUUCUGGCUUUCGUCAUCGUUGAGUUCUUUGGUCGGAAACUUAGUGUCUUCGGUUGUAUGAUGCUGGGCGGGGUUGCUUGUAUCUCAACAGCGUUCAUUGAACACGCCAUUGCAUUGACGAGUGUUGCCAUGAUAGGCAAGUUUGGGAUCUCGGCGGCAUCAAACAUCAUUUAUCUGUACACUGUGGAACUUUACCCCACAAAUAUAAGAGGUGUUGCCGUUGGUAAUUGUGCAAUGUUUUCGUAUAUAGCUGGUAUCUUAGCUCCCCUUAUACUCAUCCUCGUCAAGUAUUGGGACCCUCUGCCUCUGGUAAUCUAUGGCUCUUUAUCCGUCAUGGCUGCGCUUUCGACCCUCUUCUUGCCCGAAACCAGGGGGAAGAAACUCCCCGAGACGCUCGAAGAAGGGGAACGAUUCGGCCUACGAGACACGGGUGAUGGAGACAUUAAAUCUAUGACGUCACAGCCGGGACCGAAGGAAAUGUUCGGGGAUGACGUCGACAAUGGACAUGAUAAUGAAAACGUACACGUCAUAUCGGUUGAUAACAGCCAUGAAAACCCUGUGUUUACACUGGAGGACGAGCAUGAUGAUAGUGGAAGGGAGAGGGCCAUGUGCAAUGGGGACACUUUGGAAAACCAUAUAGAAAGUGCAAUCACACUAGAGGCUAAUGGGAAGGGACGCACAAAUGACAUAUCAAAUGGAGUUGCGGUGAACAACGACAUAUACACGAUACAUAGAGUAGAGGAUGAAUGCAACGAUGAAAAUGGAAACAUAAACUACAUUUCGGGGGUAAUAGUUCAUGAUAUCAACUGAAGAUGAACUGAAUAUCCCAAAUAUAUUAUGGCGUGUGGACUAAUGAAAUAUGUCUAAGUGUUUGGCAGCAAUAAGAAGCGACCUCUCGAUCAGAGACAGAGACAUCAAAAAGAUAAAGAAUAGAGAGAAGAGUAAGGGAGAGGAAGAAGGGGGAAGAUUGAUGACCUCCAUACUUUAGCCAUUAUUGAAAUAGGUAAUACAAUUCUUUUCAUAAAUAAUAAGUGUUUUUUUUUUCAAAAUAGUUCAAUAUUAAAAAAAAUAAUAUAUGAUAAUAUUUAUUUGUAUGUAUAUGGUCUUAUUAUGGUCUUUAGAAAACCACGAACUGACGAAUUGUCAGUAAAUAAAUCAAUUGCAAUCAAAGUCAACGAUUAGGCCGAGAAAAAAACCUUCAUUUCCUCAAGGACAUGAUGAAUCAUGAUGGUCCAGGUAAAUUACGGAUAGCGAUAUUAGUAUUGUCAUUACGGCCACCGUGGAUUUGGUUAGGUUUCAUGAAAAUGUCGGACUUUUUACUGGUAAGGCUGACAUAGGCCUGCGUAAACAAUAUGACACAUAAUUAUACUGUUAACAAAGAUGUUUUUAUAUUUGAAAGGGGGGGGGGGGCUGGGAUAACGAUUUAAACUUUUUUUCGAUGGAAGUGUGGUCGGCUAGGUUGUCUACGCAAACAACAAGAAUACAGGGUAUUUAAUAGCUUACAUCGUAGUGUAUCAUCUGGAUAGGCAGAUAUUCUAGACAGAAGGUUGUAUAUACUGAUAGAAUAGUAUAGGGCAGUGGCCGUAAAAAUGAAUGGUUUAUAUCUAAACAAUUGUGAAAGAGUCAUGGUCUUUUUUUUCUUCAAAUUAUGGAAAUGAGUGAAGCGGGCUUUGUUCAUUUAAAUCGAAGUUGGGAAAAGAAUUAAUACGUCGAAUUAGGGGAAUCAAAUUACACAGAAGAUGUUGGACGAUAAAUGACCAAAUGUUGGUUGGACGGGUACGACACGAAAGUUAGUAAAGCAUUUUUCACCACCAAACAAAUUAAUCUAAGACUGUGAAUUCUUUUAAAUUACUUUGAUUUGCGAAGCAAUAAAGCCUGUGCCAACAGGAUUACUG
Lytechinus pictus (painted urchin) is the source of this 3231-nucleotide messenger RNA. Its product is annotated as organic cation transporter protein-like. Gene Ontology annotation, cellular component: membrane. The record is from RefSeq and is a predicted model, not a curated record. Gene Ontology annotation, biological process: transmembrane transport. Lineage: Eukaryota; Metazoa; Echinodermata; Echinoidea; Temnopleuroida; Toxopneustidae. Gene Ontology annotation, molecular function: transmembrane transporter activity. The transcript has 11 exons. The coding region runs from base 344 to 2146 and encodes 600 amino acids.